Nezara viridula (southern green stink bug) is the source of this 2535-nucleotide messenger RNA. The record is from the annotation of a GenBank genome assembly. Lineage: Eukaryota; Metazoa; Arthropoda; Insecta; Hemiptera; Pentatomidae.
GACAGCUCUGGAUUGUUGGGACUUUUGAAUUGCUUCGAGUUGUAAUUUUAUAUUUAUAACAUUCUUUCGUACUCAAUAUCCUUAGUUGUUCCAUUAAUCCAUGAGCUGAUUGCCUCUGUUUAUAUUUUUGUAGUUUCUAGUUGUUUUUGUAUCUGAUGUAUCAUAUUUUACUUUUUCUUAAUUUGUUGAUUUGUGGUAACAUUUUUCAAUUAUGCUUUCCAUAUUAAUUAGCGACUGCAACCACACUAUGUACUACAAGUUUAAUGAAAAAGGUUAAACACAUGGAUGAAGCAUUGCCUGAAUUUUUUAUGAAGUCAUUAUUGUAUCUGAAAAUAGAUAUAAUUUUUUGAAAACAUUACAUCAUGUAAUUGAAAAAAGAAGACUGAUAAUGACCAUGGAAAAAGACUGACAUUUAAACAAAAAAGGAAGAGAAGAAGAAAGGGAUGCUAAACAUCUGUGAUUAUAAAGUAGAGACUGUAAAAAAUAAUGAGAAUUGUUUCUCAGAAAUCAUUAAUUAUGAAAACAAUGUUGAAAUAGACUGUAAUACUUACAAUUUAUCUCAUAAGUCUGAAUUAAAUAAUACUCAAAAUCUACAAGAAACAAUGUUAUUUCCUACUGAAUAUAUGAGUCCAGAAGACUGCGCUAAUGUAAUUCCUAAGGAGCAAAAUUGUAUUUCAUUGAAGUGGAAAGGAAAAAAAUAUUUUCCCCAUUUUAAAACAAAAGUAGUCUCUUAUGCUUUGAAACAUUCUAUUAAAAAGGCAGCUUUAGACUUUAAAGUUAACAAAGGAACGAUAUCUGGUUGGAUUCAUGAAUCUCAGCACAGUACUAGAGGACCUAACAUCAAUGAAAUUGAUUUGGAUUAUUCUGGUCCUGAUGAACAGUUUAUUAAGUGGUUGAGAAGUUUUAAGAAAACUGAUGCCCUUCACAGGCAAGAUGUUGUUGAUAAAGUGCAAGAUAUUAUCCAUUCUUUUGAAAAGCAAGAACCAAAUAAAAAAAGUUUAUGGUUCUUUCUUUAUGCAAAAAGGCUAACCAACGAGUCAUCUCUUGAUAAGAUCAAAAUAAAAUAUCCUCUUGCAUUCAAGAAAGAAGUUGUUGACUGCACUAACUACAUAUCAAAGAAAAUGACCAGCAAAAUUUUUAACAUAGAUCGUAAAAGAAUAUGUGAAUGGGUUAGUGAUUCCUUGAAUGGUAUUGCAAAGGAAAGAGAUGUUUUUAAAUAUGUAACUGAUCCGAAAGUGGAUAAAAUGAUAUGGGAUUGGUAUUGCCUUCAACAAAAGAAGCCAUCAAGUAAAGAAAUUCGUUUAAAAGCAGCCAUUAUGUAUCAAGAGGCUGGUUUUUCAAAUAUGAGAUGCAGCCCAGGAUGGUAUUAUCGUUGGAGAUUAAGGUACCAGUUGCCUACAGUGAGAGGAUCUCAGGCUAGUAGAGAUGCAAAGCUUCUUGCCUGGGUAUUAACUCAGUUAGAUGAAAAUAAAUCUAUUUUUCAUUCAGAUCUGUUAGAACAAGCUGCCCUGCUUACAGGAGCAACCUUCAAGGCCUCAUCAAGUUGGGUAUUUAGGUUCAUAAAGAAAUAUUUGUCACAUUUCAAACCAGGAAUUUCUAACAUUCCUCUUCCAGAAAGUCUGAUUGAAGAAGCAGAUAAUUUUAAAAAACUUGUUUUAGCUACAAUCAAUAAGAAUGAUCCUCAACUUCAAAAUAUUGUAGCUUUUGACGAAAUUCCACUUAACUUCAGUUCAUCAGGAAAACAGAGCAGUCUUAUUGGAAAAUCUGACUGGGAAAACUGUCAAGCUUCUAUUAUUGUGUCAUGCCUCGCCAGUGGAAGACUGUUACCCACUACUGUGAUCCUAAAGACCCCGACUGAAUCUAACAUUUCUUGUAGCUCUAAUGUAGAACCAAUUUUAAUCCAAGCCAAUGGAAUUAAUGAUAUUUCUACAAUGGAAAAAUGGUUAGAAGUUGUACUCAGAUGUUUGACUACUCCUGCUAUGAUUAUUGGUGAUAUUUAUGAUCCUCAUGUUCAUAUAAAAAACACCUGUGUAAACGAAUUUCUUAAAAAAAAUAUCAGUUAUAUGUUAAUCCCAGGUGGUUGCACAUCCCAAUUACAGCCUCUUUGCUUUGGCAUUUUACAAAGAUUUAAGGAUGAAAUCGAAAAUCAGUGGGCCAGAUGGUGCCAUGAAAUGUCAAUUUCAAGAAAUUCCAAAUUAAGACAUCCAAAGAGUGACAAUAUAGUUGAUUGGGUUCAAAAUGCACAUUUAAUAAUUGCAAACUCUUGCAAAGAUCAAAUCAAGGAUUCUUUUAUUAAGGCUGGUAUUAUUGUAUAAUUUUAAAAUAAAGAAGUACAAAAUAGAGGUAGAAGACUCAUAUAAAGAGCAGAAGACUUCAUCAGAAAUAUAAUUUUUUUUCUAAUUAUUUACAAUGCUUAUAUUAUGUAUUUAAUAAUUUUAUUUAUUUUAUAAUGGAUAGACUGUCUUUUUAAAUUGUUAAUAAAAACUGUUACCCUUCAAAAUGAAAAUAAUCAAUAAUUUGACAACAUAUUUAAAC